AUGUUGGGAAGCAGCAAAAAAAUACACAAGAAAACUGUUCCAGAAGGUCUUGAAUCAAUAUCUUUAGAACAUAUUAGAAAGUAUGCAAGGCACUCUUGGCAAUUUAUUGAUGUAUAUUGUAAAGGAUUGACUGGACCUCGUGUCAAACAACUGGAACCGAGAUGUAAAAUGCUCCAUGUAACACCAGAAACAUAUGUAGGGUAUAAGCCAGAUAUUUUUCAAGUACCACCAGUUAAACUAGUUUGCCUACUAGGCUUACAACAGGACUUUGCCUGGCUCCAAAAUGGCUGGUAG
This is a messenger RNA of Entrophospora candida, 294 nucleotides long. The record is from the annotation of a GenBank genome assembly. NCBI's taxonomy places the organism in Eukaryota, Fungi, Glomeromycota, Glomeromycetes, Entrophosporales, Entrophosporaceae.